Molecule: messenger RNA, 1143 nt
Organism: Paraglomus occultum
Lineage: Eukaryota; Fungi; Glomeromycota; Glomeromycetes; Paraglomerales; Paraglomeraceae
Source: the annotation of a GenBank genome assembly
AUGUCUAAAUCAAACAUAGUAAUCGUCGGCGGUGGAUACGGAGGUGUCGCUGUUGCCCAAAAACUUGAAGCCGCGUUACACAAAACACAUCGGAUCAUUUUAAUCGAGCGUAAAACUCAUUUCUGGCAUUCAGUCGGGGCUCCACGAACAGUCGCUGUCAAUGGUUUCGAAUCUCAGCUUCUCAUUCCAUAUGACCAACUCUUUCAAAACGGUGGGAAGGUCAUCAAUGCAGCUGCAGUUCAAUUGAGUGACAAUGAAGUAACAUUAGACAAGGCUGUCGAUGAAUUUGGAGAUAAAGUCCCAUUCAAGUAUGCUAUAAUUGCUACCGGAAGCGAUUAUGCUAAGCCUGCCAAGGUUGGGGGAAGGAACAAGGAAGAUAUAGUAAAAGAAAUUGGUAUUUACCGGGCUGCUGUGAAAAAAGCGAAUAGAGUGUUAAUCAUUGGAGGAGGGGCUGUCGGAAUCGAGCUUGCCGGCGAAAUAAAAACUACCUACAAUGACAAAGAUGUAACCGUUGUUCAUUCACGUGAAUUGCUCCUCGAUGAUAACUUGCCAAAGAAGUUCCGAAGCAGGGCUACCGCUCGUCUAAGAGCUCUAGGCGUAAAAAUUAUUCUAAACGAACGCGUGCAAUUCUCAGCUUCCGACAUAGACAAUGGAGACAAAACAAUUACCCUUGUCACGGACAAAGGCACCACAAUCGAAUCGGAUGUUCAACUAGUGGCCACCGGAAUUCACGUAAAUUCUGGAUUGGUCGGCACACUAAACUCUCAGUUAAUAGAAGCCGAUACUGGAUUGGUUAGAGUCCGUCCUACGCUACAGCUCGAAGGAUACGACCGUAUCUUUGCCUUGGGAGACAUUACCAAUGUCAAAGAAACGAAAAUGGCAUUCAGAGCCGGACUUCAAGCGGACGUAGUUGCCAAAAACUUAGUCUCAUUGAUUAGCGAAAAGAAAUUAAUCGAGUACAAAACGGGGCCGCCAGCGAUGUUUCUUAGUCUUGGUAAAACUGGUGGGGUGGGGUUGCUGCCUAUGUUCGGUGGAGUGUUGGCUGGAAAUUGGAUGGUAAAAUCGUUGAAGUCAAAGAAUCUGUUUGUUAACAAGAAUUGGAAAGACUUGACUGGUGGAACACCACCAGCUUUGGAAUCAUGA